CUUUGCUUGCAAGCCAUAUUGCGUUUACGACACCACUCACUUAGAGAAGCGCUUUAGUUCGCUACAACAUUUAAAAACAGUGGGCAAGCAUGCGCCUGCACUAUCACAUCCAGCCCCUAACAUUGGCAGGUCCGAUCCCGAGUUCACACUUUGGUGAAGCAAACGCAGGUACAGCUACUUCUCACUCCCUCUGACCAACGCUUUAUGGACAACAUCCAGUGGUCAUAGCGACCGUUCAUUUCGUUCCACUACGAGCUUCUUAUGCCACCUCUUCAUCCAUAUAAUCUCAACAUCCACGUUCUUGAGUCGAAGAAUCUUUCCAAAUGUGCUAUUACCACGCUUACACUCACCGCUGCGGCCAUACCGAGAUGGUCUUCCAAUCAUUCUGCACACGUGGCCAGCUGAAACAGAAGAAGUGUCCACGGGGCGAAGAAGGAAAGAUUUUGACAGAUGUCAAACUUGAGUAUUCCUGUGCUGGAUGUCCGGGCCCUAAGAAGGUAGGCGCCAUUCUUCGCGAAAUCACGAGAUUUCGGAUACGAGGCUAACAAAAACCAAGUGAGAUGCUUCGGGCGAGAAGCAGACGCUCGAAGUCCGAAUUCAGCAUGUUCGGUACGGAGAGGGGUCGGCUUGUUGGCAUUUAUUGGUUUGGAAAUUGAUGCGGGAAUGAUGUUUGAGGUCUCAGGGUUUCUUUUCUGCUUUCCCCGUUUCUACUUUUUGGGCUCAGCCUUUCUAAUGUUUUCCUUCACCUCCAAGAAUUCAAAUAGAUCGCAUGCUUUAAGAAAUAUAUCACUGAACUCAAAGUCUCAGUGAG
Molecule: messenger RNA, 811 nt
Organism: Lindgomyces ingoldianus
Lineage: Eukaryota; Fungi; Ascomycota; Dothideomycetes; Pleosporales; Lindgomycetaceae
Exons: 1
Coding region: 324-545 (73 amino acids)
Source: RefSeq, a predicted model, not a curated record